AUGCUUCCCUACCUCUUUCCUGACCUCUCUGCCUUUCCCACUGUCGCUGACCUCAUUACGCACCUCCGCACUAGUGACACUCGCUACCGCGCCGCCCUUCCUGCUGAGUCCUGCGCUAAGAACCCCCCCCCUAUGUACAUCACUCUCUACUAUGUAGUCGCACGCCUCCCUGACUCCCUCCGCGUAGUCAGGGACCACUUUCUCGCAGUCUGUCCCACCACCCUCACCGUCGACAACAUCGAGAAGGCCCUCCUUGCGGCGGAGAAGAGCAUCGUCGCUGUCGGAGCUUCUCGUGGUGACCCUCGCACCCCCAUCUUUGAGGGGUGCUCUCCUUCCCCCCUGCUGCCCUCUGUUGCCUCUGCUGCUGCUGCCGACCUGCUUGGUCUUGAGUCGGUCGGCGCGGCGUCUGCCCCUAGUGGGAGACGCCGCUCUGGCAAGGGCAAGGGGGGCAAGGGCGCGGGUGGAGCUGGAGGGGGCGGUGGAGGUGGCGGUGGAGGCGGCGGCGGGAGUGGGGGUGGCGGCGGGAGUGGUGGCGGGGGUGGUGGUGGUAGUGGCAGCGGCGGCGGAGGCGGCGGUGGUGGCGGCAGCGGUGGUGGUGGUGGCAGCGGUGGAGGUGGAGGCGGCGGAGGAGGCGGAGGAGGAGGCGGUGGUGGCGGAGGGGGUGGAGCUGGUCGGGGUGGUCCGUGUGCCCACGUCCUUCGUUCCGGCGACCGCGCGGGUGAGCAGUGUGGGGGUGCCCACCCCACCCAGCGCUGCUUUGGCCGCCUGACGGACGCCUGGCGUCAGCAGUUCCCCGAGGCUAGUGAGAUUCCCCGCUGGGAUGAGCUUCUUAGGGCUGGUGUAGCGAUCUUUGAUCUUGACUAUGAUGCUAUCCUUGCUGCUAUGUAUGUUGUGACUAUUAGUGAGGAGGGUGACUGUUACCGGUGUUUCCCGCCCGACCCGCGCAUUGGUACUGCUGCGCUAGGUGCUUGUGAGGCUGCUGCUCUAGGUGCCAGUGCGUCUGCGCUCUCAGGUACUGGUGAGACUGCGCUCUCAGGUACUGCGUCGCCUUCUUCCUCCCUCACUUUCACACUUGACUCUGGGGCUUCUCGCUCCUUCUUUCGAGACCGCACCACCCUCACGCUGCUUGGCCGGCCGGUUGCGGUCUCCCUGGCUGACCCCUCAGGGGGUCGUGUCCUCUCUCACUUCUCCACUGUCCUCCCGUGUCCGGCUGCCCCUUCAGGCACCCUGUCUGGGGUGUACCUUCCCUCGUUCUCUACGAACUUGGUGAGUGGUGCGGACCUGCAGGAUGCGGGGGUUCACCAGUUCACUCCUGCGAGUCAGCGGGUGACCCACUGCACGGACGCACGCACAGGCCGGCACCUGGCCACGUUCUCGCGUCGGCCGGGGUCGAGCCUCUAUACCCUGACCACUACGUCUCCUCCUGUCCCUGCGUCUGGUCAGGUAGCUGCGUCAGGUCAGGUGCUUGCUGCUGCGUCCCCGUCAAGUCCUGAGUCUGCCCCCGGUUCUUGUCGCCUCCUGUCUCACGAGACUCUCCUGUGGCACCACCGUCUUGGCCACCCCUCCUUGCCCCGUCUUCGGAGCAUGGCUUCCCGUGUCCUUGUCUCUGGUCUUCCCCGGUCUCUCCCUCCCCUUCCCUCCGGGCCAGGACCUUCCUGUGUCCCCUGUGUCGAGGGGCGCCUCCGGGCUGCUCCUCACUCCUCCCAGUUCCCCCCGACAGAGGCUCCUCUGCAGACGCUUCACAUGGACGUGUGGGGCCCAGCCCCCGUCCGUGGGCAGGGUCACGAGCGCUACUUCCUGUUGGUGGUUGACAACUACUCGCGUUACACCACAGUCCUCCCCUUGCGCAGCAAGGGUGCUGUCACUGAGGUGCUGAUCGACUGGAUCCGCGAGGCUCGUCUCCAGCUCAGGAAGAGCUUCGGCUCGGACUUUCCUAUUCUGUGUCUGCACUCGGACAGAGGCGGGGAGUUCUCCUCUCGCCUUCUGCGAGACUACUGA
This is a messenger RNA of Closterium sp. NIES-65, 1998 nucleotides long. The record is from the annotation of a GenBank genome assembly. NCBI's taxonomy places the organism in Eukaryota, Viridiplantae, Streptophyta, Zygnematophyceae, Desmidiales, Closteriaceae.